This is a messenger RNA of Plasmopara halstedii, 249 nucleotides long. RefSeq lists its product as uncharacterized. Bases 1 to 249 code for a protein of 82 amino acids. The transcript is spliced from 2 exons. Lineage: Eukaryota; Oomycota; Peronosporomycetes; Peronosporales; Peronosporaceae. The record is from RefSeq and is a predicted model, not a curated record.
AUGCUCGGUGCCUACUGGAUGAAGCAUACUGGAAUUUGGAAGAUCGAUCGGGGCGAGGCAGUCAUGACAGUCAUGGUCGUCGUAAUUAGUGUUCAACCCAGCAAUUUCACGGCGUAUGUGUGUCACGCGUAUGCUUACGUUUCAAACGAUAAAGGCUCGAAAUUUGACGCAAAGCCGUCUUAUUUGGAUUUCCAAAUACUCGGAGCGUACAAAGACGAACUGUUUUGUGAUGGUGAAAAAUUGACCUGA